Messenger RNA from Medioppia subpectinata, 1488 nucleotides. The record is from the annotation of a GenBank genome assembly. Lineage: Eukaryota; Metazoa; Arthropoda; Arachnida; Sarcoptiformes; Oppiidae.
AGUGACAACGCCUUACUUCCCGGACUCGUUCAGAGGGAGUUCACACUGAAAGAGAUGGCCGACCAGACACUGGCAUCGCUGGACAAGUUGGCCGAUAGUUUGCCCGAACAUACGGUUCCCUACGAAUGGUUGAGCGACCAAUUCAGACAAAUUGGUCUCGAAGUGUAUUCACAUAAUUUCACAUUCAAUUAUCCCUUCGCUUCCAAACCCAGAUAUGAGGGGAAGAAUAUUUACGCCAUUCUCAGAAGCGGUCGGACGGCCAGCACUGAAGCCCUGGUCCUAUCGGCGCCAUAUCGGACAAAACUGAGUCCCCAUUCCUCGACUUUGCCGGGCAUUGCGCUUAUGAUAGCGCUCUCCAAAUACUUCUUACGUCAGACCUAUUGGGCGAAAGAUAUCAUAUUCUUGAUCAGUGAAUACGAGUUGAUAGGAAUGCAGUCAUGGCUUAACGCCUACCAUAACAUCGAUACGACUCCAGUCUUAGAUCACGGCAUACUUGAGUCCCGUUCGGGUCCUAUUCAGGCCGCGAUUAAUCUUGAGAUUCAUUCAUCGGUUUCAAGUCAUUUGGAUAUAAAGAUUGAGGGAUUGAACGGACAGUUACCUAAUCUGGACUUAUUUAACGUUGCGGUCGAGUUGUGCACCAGAGAGUCAGUGUCGGCCACUUUUCACGGCCGCUCACAACCCAUCGAAACCGACGAUUUCGAGUUAUGGAAAGAGUACGCGACGACCACCGCUUCAAUGAUGAUAUCGCAGGGCAUAGCUUUGCCCACAGGAGCCCACGGACUCUUCCAACGCUUCGCUAUACAGGCCAUCACUUUGGAGGCCUCAGAAGUGGACCCAAAAAGGGAGACCCAUUUGAGAACAUCACUCCUUCAAAUGGGACGAGUAAUUGAAGGCAUAUUCCGGAGUCUAAACAAUCUGUUGGAGCGCUUCAACCGAUCGUAUUAUUUCUAUUUAUUGCCCUCAACUCGUCGUUACAUAUCUAUCGGUUAUUACAUGAUUCCGUUUGGUUUGUUGGCCGCACCCCUUGUACUCAAUGCUCUCUACUUAUACCUCAAGUCUACAGAACAGAGUCCAGAGAGCAGUGGAAACCUAUGGAACUCUAUUCCAACCACUUUUGUUUGUCACGCUUUGGGGCUUUUGGCACUUUUGGUGCCAAUAUUUGUUGAAAAAUAUCCAAAUUUAGUGCCCGAAUACGAAACGCAUGAUAUUAUUUAUUACACGUUAUUAAGCAUUUCUGUUGUAUACAUAAUGAACCCAUUAUUGAGAGGCAAUCAAUUGAACCGCAAUUCACGCAAAUGUGUGGCUCUUCUAAACACGGCUUUAUUGAUGUGUUGUAUAUCUCUCGUCAAUAUAUCACUCGCCUUCUCGUUAACUCUUGUUUACGUUCCGAUCGCAUGUAUAUCAGUCUAUUCCUUGCAUCCCUACCCUAUGAACAUAUCGUCAGCCAACAUGUUUGGCAUCGGAGUCCCGAACCAGUUUAAACACUAG